AUGUCUAUCGUUGGUGAGAAGAAAUUCUCAAAAAGUCGCUACAUUAUUUCUCCCGAGGGUAUCCUCAAGUUAAUUGGGAUUGUUCUAAUCGCCGCUAGUGCCCUAAUUCACCAAUUCUACUCAGCUCUCGAGGGAUUAAUUUUCCCCAUUACAGCAACAAGUGUAGGUCUUGCAUGCCUCCUCUUCUACAUCACCUUUGCCACGGGUAUCGUUAAAUGCGCUCUGAGAUGUUUCAACAUAUUCGACACAGUGCUCACGAUGAUGUUCUGCAUAACGCUGCUGAGUGUUUCCAUUGUGACUGUGACGUCGGACGAUGUCCGCAUUCCAUCAGACUACUUGCCAAGUGUCCUGGCUAUUAUAGGUUCAAUUUGCCUCGCAACGAGUGCAUCAAUCUUCUUUAUUCGCCUCAGUCUUGAGAAGGAAACUGUAUUGGAGGAAAAUGAUGAUGAGACAACAGCCUCAGUAACAACUAUAACAACGCCACGGCCACGAAAAUCAGUUCUCAUUUAA
Molecule: messenger RNA, 510 nt
Organism: Lutzomyia longipalpis
Lineage: Eukaryota; Metazoa; Arthropoda; Insecta; Diptera; Psychodidae
Exons: 2
Coding region: 1-510 (169 amino acids)
Source: RefSeq, a predicted model, not a curated record